Messenger RNA from Entelurus aequoreus (snake pipefish), 1474 nucleotides. RefSeq names its product replication protein A2 (gene rpa2). Gene Ontology annotation, biological process: nucleotide-excision repair; DNA replication; double-strand break repair via homologous recombination. The record is from RefSeq and is a predicted model, not a curated record. Gene Ontology annotation, cellular component: DNA replication factor A complex; site of double-strand break; nucleus. NCBI's taxonomy places the organism in Eukaryota, Metazoa, Chordata, Actinopteri, Syngnathiformes, Syngnathidae. Gene Ontology annotation, molecular function: DNA binding. The coding region runs from base 528 to 1352 and encodes 274 amino acids. The transcript has 9 exons.
CGAAAGGUCAUCUCUUGUGAUGUAUCAUUUCAGGUGUCACUCGCUGAAGCGAUAUUUCCGCGAAAGGCCUUUGCGUUUUUGAAUAAAGGAUACACGCUUGAACGCAUCAGCCAUGCAUUUGGCAAACUACUACUCGAUUCUCUGUCCUUGAAGGUAACACGGUUGAACGGAAGCAGAUUAUGCCAAGAACCUGAUCUCUGUCUGUCAGGUGCAAUGUUUGUGUCUCCUUCUGAAAGCAGUCCGGUAACAUACCUAACUGGGUUUCAUUUAUUUCAUAUUACUGCACUUAAUUCACUAUAAUCAUUUAAAUUGGGGCCGAGUAGCGCUGAUUUUACGGCAGUAGUCUGGCAGACAACAAUCGGGAUAUUUCUACUUCCGCUUUGUGGCGCUUCGCGGGAAUUCUCGUUGACGCAUGCGCCCUGAGUUUAAUUCUUGGCGCGGGAGGAAGCGGUCAGACAUGUUUAUAUGUCGUCCUCAUUGCUAACGUUUCAAUCUCAAAUAACACGAAAUACUCUGUUCGAAUAAAAAUGUGGAACCAGGGAGGAUAUAAUGACUCCAGUAUGGCUGGGGGAUACACUCAGUCGCCUGGCGGCUUUGCGUCGCCUUCCUUGUCGCAGGGAGGAGAGAAGAAAGGGAGAACCAGAGCUACACAGAUCAUCCCUUGCACCGUGUCCCAGCUGAUGUCCGCGACCCAGUCAGAUGAGGCCUUCAGAGUCGGGGAGGUGGAAGUGGCUCAAGUCACCAUCAUAGGAAUCAUCAGGAGUACAGACAAGUCCAUGACCAACAUCCAGUACAAGGUGGACGACAUGACGUCAGCCCCGAUGGAUGUGAAGCAGUGGGUGGACACAGAUGACCCUAAUGUGGAAGGCGGGGUGUUGCCUCCAGGCACUUACGUCAAAAUUUCUGGCAACCUGCGCUCCUUUCAGAAUAACCGAUCUGUGGUGGCGUUCAGCGUCAGACCCCUGGAGGACAUGAAUGAGAUCACGUCACACAUGCUGGAGGUAGUCCAGGCGCACAUGAUGCUCAACAAGUCUCAGUCCUUGGACCAGUCUAAACAGAGCGGCCCGGCCUUGGCGAGGCCUGCGGGAGGCCUGGCCGCUAACAUUGACGUGGGCUACGCGGGCGCACGCGACACGGUUAACAACGGUCUAAGUGCAAGUCAGAACCAGGUGCUGAGUUUGAUAAGAGGAUGUCCAGACCAGCGAGGCAUCAGCAUUCAGGACCUGAAGAUCAGACUGGGCAACCUCAGCCUGGCGGUCAUCAAGCAGGUGGUGGAGUUCCUCAGCAACGAAGGUCACAUCUUUUCCACCAUCGAUGAAGACCACUUCAAGUCGACAGACUGCGAUGAGUAGAGGCCCCGCCUCCUCGAAGACACUUUGUUUUGAUCAUUGUACUUUUUUUUUUUUUUUUUUAAAGACCAUUUGUGUCCUUGUACCUGGAAAUAAACAAAUGCUAUUAUGUUGUCUACUCUCAA